AUGGCGGCUGCCAUUGGCGAGGAAGAGGACCCCACCCCUCCGGCAAAACGACGCAGGAGCGACGAUGAUUCCGACAUCGACGCGUUUGAAAAGGCCAGUGAACAUGGUAAAAACUCGGACUCAUCAGGACAGAACCCGCCCUAUAUCGACGAGAGCCUGUAUUCCAGACAACUCUACGUGCUCGGGCGCGACGCCAUGGUGCGGAUGGCCCAAUCGGACGUGCUCAUUUCGGGCCUGGGCGGCCUAGGAGUAGAGGUAGCGAAGAACAUCGUUCUAGCUGGCGUUAGGUCGGUCACUCUGCACGAUGAGAUGGUGUGCACCCGGGUCGAUCUCUCAUCGCAGUACUACCUGAACAAGGACACAUUGGGCCAGAAUCGAGCCGAGGCUUGCGAAGCCCCAUUGGCACGACUCAACAAGUACGUGCGAGUCACGACCUACACUAAGCCCCUGACCCAAGAAUUCUUGAAGCGGUUCAACGUGGUGGUGCUGACAGAGACUCCGCUCGAAGACCAGGAAUACAUCUCUGACGUCACCCGUGACAACAACAUCGCUCUCAUCGUGGCCGACACCCGGGGACUCGCUGGGCAGAUAUUCUGCGACUUCGGUGACAACUUCCACGUGACAGACACCAACGGGGAGCAGCCGAUGUCUGUAUCGAUUGGCUCCAUCACCAAGGCAAAAGAAGGCGUGGUGACUUGCCUGGAUCUAAUGCGGCAUGGUUUCGAAGAUAACGACUAUGUCAGCUUCUCCGAAGUCAAGGGCAUGACCGAGAUCAACAACUGCCCACCGAUGAGAGUCAAGGUGCUAAGUCCGGCAAUGUUCACCGUGGGUGACACAACGCAGUUCGGUGAUUACACCUCAGGCGGCGUUUCAACGCAAGUGAAAAUGCCGAAGGACGUACAGUUCAAAUCUUUCAAGGAAUCCGUGAGGAACCCAGACUUCGUUGUGUCGGACUUCGCCAAGAUGAAUCGCCCUGCCCAUCUUCAAUUGGGUUUUCAAGCUCUUCAUGCUUUCGAAAAGUUGCACUCACGCCUGCCGUGGCCUUGGAACAAGGAUGACGCAGCAAUGGUGGUCCAAUUGGCCAUGGAAAAGAACGAACGGCUGGCCACACCGCUGGAGAAAGUGGACCAGGAACUAAUCACGACGCUAUCCUACGUAUCUGCCGGCUCCUUGUGUCCCAUGCAGGCGGUUAUCGGAAGCGUCGCAGCACAAGAGGUGAUAAAGGCAUGUAGCGGAAAGUUCAGCCCUAUCCAACAAUGGUUCUACUUUGACGCUUUUGAGUGCCUCCCCCAUGAGAGUGACGUUUCGGAACCAGACGCCAACGCCAUGGAGCGCUCGCGGUACGCGGGGCAAGCCCGCGUCUUCGGCGCUAAUGUGCAGCGCCUGCUGAUGACUCAGACAUACUUUGUGGUGGGAGCUGGAGCCGUGGGCUGCGAACUUCUCAAGAACUUCGCCAUGAUGGGCAUUGGAGUGGACAGUGGCUGCAUAUAUGUCACCGACAUGGACGUCAUUGAGCGGUCCAACCUGAACGGGCACUUCCUCUUGCGGUCCCAAGACGUGGGCGCCAUGAAGUCCAUCAUGGCCGCGCAAACCCUGGUCGAAAUGAACCCCGAAAUCAAUAUCCACGUCCGCGUGGAUAGAGUGGGUCCGGACACGGAGCACAUAUACAACGACGACUUCUUCGAAUAUUUGGACGGCGUCGCCAUCGCGGUGGACAACGUCGACGCGCGUAAGUGCCCGUCUCCUAGUCGUUCACGCGCAGGAUGUCCAGAAAUGUUGGAUGUUGCCACAUCUGUCGAACUUCAUGACCUAACUGAAUGA
Dermacentor silvarum is the source of this 1821-nucleotide messenger RNA. Its product is annotated as ubiquitin-like modifier-activating enzyme 1. The record is from RefSeq and is a predicted model, not a curated record. The transcript has 14 exons. The coding region runs from base 1 to 1821 and encodes 606 amino acids. NCBI's taxonomy places the organism in Eukaryota, Metazoa, Arthropoda, Arachnida, Ixodida, Ixodidae. Gene Ontology annotation, cellular component: SUMO activating enzyme complex; cytoplasm. Gene Ontology annotation, molecular function: SUMO activating enzyme activity. Gene Ontology annotation, biological process: protein sumoylation.